Messenger RNA from Scedosporium apiospermum, 3924 nucleotides. RefSeq names its product Sit4 phosphatase-associated protein. Gene Ontology annotation, molecular function: protein phosphatase regulator activity; protein phosphatase binding. The record is from RefSeq and is a predicted model, not a curated record. Gene Ontology annotation, cellular component: cytosol; nucleus. Bases 1 to 3924 code for a protein of 1307 amino acids. The transcript is spliced from 4 exons. Lineage: Eukaryota; Fungi; Ascomycota; Sordariomycetes; Microascales; Microascaceae.
AUGUUUUGGAGAUUUGGCGGUUACGCCAACAUCUCCACCAUUGAUACCCUCCUCGAGAAACCCGACUUCACUCUCGAGAACCUCCUUGACGAAGCCGACCUCCUCCACGAGAUUAAGCAUCACAAUGCGAAAUUAAUCGAAUAUCUACGCGAAGAGCCCGUGCUCGAACAACUCCUCGACUUCGUGGUCGCCCCCAAACUCGAACCCGUUGCCUCUCCUAAGAACGAGACGCCUUUCGAUGAUGACAAGGGCAAGUCGACAAGCUUCCCUUUUGCGCGCUCGCGCGCGUCAUCGAGGGCCAUGAGCGAACCGGACGAAGACGAGACGGAGAAACGGCGAAACCGAUAUGCCUACAUCGCUUCCGAGGUGCUCGCGUCGGAUACCUGGUCCAUCUACGAGGCUCUGAUGGAGAAUGGGAAUCUCAUACGGAACUUUUGGAAGUUCCUGAAGCGGCCUUCGCCUCUCGAUCCUCUACAGGCGUCAUAUUUCACCAAGGUGAACGAGGCCCUGUUUGAGAAGAAAACAGAGGAGAUGAUUGAGUUGCUCAAGAGCUUUCCCAAUGCAGUAGCCGAUCUCCUGAGCCACGUAGAGUGUCCCAUGAUCAUGGAUUUACUGCUCAAAGUAAUCGCCCUCGAUAGGAUGGAGGGUGGUCAGGGCAUUGUCGAGUGGCUCUACUCUCAAGACAUUGUUCCGAUUCUUCUCUCCUGCCUCUCUCCCGAACGAAACUGGGUUGUGCAAACAGCUGCUGGCGACUUCAUCAAAGCCAUCAUCACAAUAUCCGCAAACGCGUCACAGAACGAGCAGCAAUGUAUCGGGCCUAAUGAACUCACCCGGCAGCUUGUAUCUCGGCCUUGCGUCCAGCAGCUUAUCAAGUACAUGCUUACCGGCGGCAACCCCUUGACCGUCGGUGUUGGCAUUGUGAUUGAGGUCAUUCGAAAAAACAACUCGGACUAUGACCCCGACGUUGGCGCCGAUGAGGGCUCAACUCCGUCGUGUCGAGAUCCCAUCUACCUCGGCACGCUCCUUCGUCUCUUCGCCGACCACGUUCCCGACUUUAUGAACCUCAUCAUGAACGCACCGGCACAAAAGAAGCACAUGAACUCUACGUUUGGCGAGAAGCUCGAGCCCUUGGGCUUUGAUCGAUUUAAGACCUGCGAACUAAUGGCCGAGCUUCUUCACUGCAGUAAUAUGGGACUGAUGAACGAAGUCGGGUCGGAGGAGCUUAUCGCCGCCAGAGACGCCGAGCGCCACCGCCUACGACGCGAAGGCAGGCUUAUUCCCCGCCGAGAAGACGAGGCGUCCAUUUCCGCCGAUGAUCUCACCAUGCGCUUUCCCCAUGGCGCGGCGCAUGCCGGUGGUAGCGACAACCGACGCCUCGAGGUCACUAACAAUGCCGAGGACGACGGGUUUGAAGAGGUUGAGCAUAGCCGCGAGAUGAACGAGGACACAUCGCACGAGUUCGUCAAGGCCGAGGAGGAAAUCCCCCCACCGGUUCCCAUUCCGUCAUUUUUCGAUAAGGACGACGAUGACCUUGUGGACGAGCCGUUGAGCUCGCCGAGGCUGCAGAUCAAGGACGACGGCGAUAUUGAGAGCCCUCAGUUCGACGAUCCCGAUCUAAUGGUGGCUCCCCUCUCUCCUAGGAAGAAGACGGCUGCUUCCGUUGAUGCGGCAGUCGCUGCCGGGCCCGCCAAGGACAGCGAUGAACCGGUCGAAUCUGCAAAGCCGACGAGUGAGGCACCCGCGAAGGAUGAAACCGAGGGGAGCAAGGAUGAGGAGCAAGAGCUAGUCACGAAGCCAGAGGCAGAUACAUCUCUCACGCCAGCUGAACAACCCGACGACGCUUCUGAUUCCUCUGCGGUGUAUACCCCAACAACGACCACAAACCCCCCUGAGUCUGUUGCCGAUCCCGAAGCCACUUCUCGCGCCGCCGAAACCUCCCAGGUCGAGACUACUCCUGAGACUAAGGAUGAUGCCCCGAGCGACCAACCAGCUGGCGAGCCUAGCGCUGCAGACCAACCCGACGUUCCCGAACCACCCAAGCCAGCGGCGGAGGCCACCGCUGAAGGAGAGAAGUCCGCCGACGACACUUCAGCAGCCAAGGAAACGAGCGCAGUCGAUGAGUCCCUUCCUGCUGCGCCCGCUCCUCCACCUCCAUCUUCCGGAUUCGCCCCUAAGACUGGUGCCGAUGCUGAAAAGGGUGACGUCGAUGAAGAUGCGGAGCAACCUGGUGCAGAGUCCAUCAUUAUCCGCGCUGUACCUGACCCGCCUGCUGCCGAGUCUGACCCCAACGCCAUUCGACCCGUUGUAGGUGACUAUUUGAAGAUGCAGUUUGUAGAAUAUCGUGUUGUACCAACUAUUUUGACUUUCUUUUUUAAAUACCCCUGGAACAACUUCCUGCACAACGUAGUCUACGACGUCGUCCAACAAGUCUUCAAUGGACCGAUGGAUCGAGGAUACAACCCCACCCUCGCCGUAUCACUCUUCGAAGCCGCCGACAUCACCACGGCCAUUAUCCAAGGCCAGAUCACGAGCGACGAAUCACAAGCAAAGACCAAGACGCGGAUGGGCUACAUGGGGCACCUAACUCUAAUCGCCGAGGAAGUUGUCAAGUUCACGGAACGCCACCCGCCCGAGCUCCUAUCCGAAACCGUCCUCGAGCGCGUCAUGAGCCCCGACUGGGUCAACUACGUGGAGGGCGCCCUGGCCGAGACUCGCGAGCGUGAUAACGCCAUUCUCGGAGGUGUGCGGCCAGAGGUGGCGCUGAGCAAUAGGUCCGCCGCCAUGUCCGGCCUGGCGGGCGUCGGCCUCUCCGGUCUCGGUGGAUCGAUGGGCCUGGGCAACGGUCUCCAGUCAGGCGGAUCUACGGCACUCGCCGAGGCAGGGCUGAAUGGGAGUCUUGAUUUGAAUAAUGAUAAUGGGGGCAAUGGCAUUGGGCCUUUUGCUAUUAGCGCUGGGGCGAUGAUGUCUGGCUUUGGAAGCUCGAGCGAUGAGGAGGAGGAUGAGAAUGAGGAGACGGAGGAGGACAUUAAUAAUGAGUUUCGGUCAUAUACAGAUCCGCUCAACAACAGCAACGGAUCUUCAUUGAACCCACCCUCGAUCCCCCCUCCCCCUCCGCCGCCACCACCACUCAACAUCCCUCCCUCCCGCGCUCGACUCCAGCUUGCCGCAAGGCUCGCUAUGCACCAGAAGAACCUGCCGGCAGCAUCGGCGGCAGCCACCACCACCACCUCCUCCGAAGAACCCGCACGAGAGAACGGCGAUUCCGAGAGGCGCGAGGAGAUGCCGGACUUCUCUGGCUCUGCGUUCCCGGCGCCUCUCCGCAAUCCUUUUGCCGACGACGCGGACGAGAUAGAUAGCGACGAGGAGGACGACCAGGCCCUUGACGCUGAGACGGGGUGGGGUUCGUCGGGACGGGGAAGCUGGUGGCGCGGUGUUGUCAUGAACCGGCGGGGUGACGGCUUCGGGGAUCAUGAUUCGGAAGACGAUGUCGAUGAGGAUGAUGAGGAUGAGGAGUUUGGUGAUUUUGCCAUGCCGGAGGUCGAUUCCGGCGAUGGCAAUGGCAACACCCACAACAAUAACAACAGUGACAGCAACAGCACGAACAACUUCCCCGGACUCAAGCUUGUGAGACCGCUUGCCGUCCACCCUCCGUCAAGUGGCACGCAGAAAUCUGCUUUUGGCGGCUUGUGGCCGUUUACGAGCCCCGGAUUCGGCAGCGGUAAUAACAAGGCUAGCACCGGGGAGGAGACGGAAGGAGGCGAGGCGAAGAAGUCGGCGGAAGAAGAGAAGCCGGUGAGCGAGACGAAGCCUGCCGUUGUCGGGGACGAGGUGAAGAAGGACCAGGAGGCCGCUUCCGGCGUCAGUGAUGUCAAGAAGCAGACGAGUCUCGAUGAUACGGCAUCGGAAGAUGAGGUAGUGGUGUGA